UUCAGAGACUCUGACACUUAAGAAAGAAGGAGCAGAAAAAGCAGACAGAGAGGCACGAUGGCUGAAUUCAGAUGGAUUAAAAUGUUUUUAUUUCUUAUACUGGAGCUUCAGAUUACAGCAGUGACUGGACAGUAUUCCUCCGUCAUUGUCAGAGAUGGAGAUGAUGCGACUUUGCCUUGUGAAAGUGUGACAGCCAAUCAGGGUAAAUGUGACAAUAUUAACUGGCUCUUCAGUAGUUCAGGAAACCCAGUGGAUCUGGUCAAACGUGGACAGAUUCAUGAAAAUACCAAAGUUAAAUCAGACAGACUGAGUGUUACAGCGAACUGUUCUCUGGUUAUAAAGAAGGUCACACAAGAGGAUGAUGGUAUUUAUUACUGUCAGCAGCACAUAUCAAGACAAGACUUCCAGGUUCUUCUGUCUGUUAUUAGCAUGAAUAAACAUGAAGACAGUGACUAUGUGUCGCUGUCCUGCUUGGUGAGGACACAUUAUCAAUGUGUACACACAGUGAGGUGGCUGAAUGAGGGUCAUGAUGUGGAUGAAGACGUGACAAUAUCACGGGAUGGCUGCUAUGGUGCAGUGAGAUUUCCUGCUUCUCAUCUCAAGCUGAAGUCAACAUCUCAUGAGAUAUUUCAGUGUAAAGUGACAGAUGGUUACACUAACAAAGAACAUCUGUUUACCUUCAGCCCUCCGUCCUCAGGUGAGAAUAUGAAUUAUCACAAACUACAGUUCAGUAAUGAGAGAUCAAUAUUCAAUAACCUCUAA
Thunnus maccoyii (southern bluefin tuna) is the source of this 762-nucleotide messenger RNA. RefSeq lists its product as uncharacterized. Gene Ontology annotation, molecular function: MHC class II protein binding; protein tyrosine kinase binding. Lineage: Eukaryota; Metazoa; Chordata; Actinopteri; Scombriformes; Scombridae. Bases 58 to 762 code for a protein of 234 amino acids. Gene Ontology annotation, biological process: T cell activation; interleukin-15-mediated signaling pathway; positive regulation of ERK1 and ERK2 cascade. Gene Ontology annotation, cellular component: external side of plasma membrane; membrane raft. The transcript is spliced from 3 exons. The record is from RefSeq and is a predicted model, not a curated record.